Messenger RNA from Scheffersomyces stipitis CBS 6054, 1447 nucleotides. RefSeq names its product trans-hexaprenyltranstransferase (gene COQ1). Gene Ontology annotation, molecular function: prenyltransferase activity. The record is from RefSeq and is a predicted model, not a curated record. The coding region runs from base 1 to 1398 and encodes 465 amino acids. The transcript has a single exon. Gene Ontology annotation, biological process: ubiquinone biosynthetic process; isoprenoid biosynthetic process. Gene Ontology annotation, cellular component: transferase complex. Lineage: Eukaryota; Fungi; Ascomycota; Pichiomycetes; Serinales; Debaryomycetaceae.
AUGGCUCUUUCUCGGAGCUCGUCUACUUCGGCCAGCACGUUCAAAACGGCGGUAGAGACGGCCGAGAAGCUUGUACAGCCCCAGCUGAGCCUGACUUUCCACGAUCCGUUCUCGAUAGUCAGCCACGAAAUGUCCAACUUAGCCAAGUCUAUAGCAAAUUUAAUUGGCUCGGGUCAUCCAACACUCAAUCGUGUCAGUUCGUACUACUUUGAAGCCGAGGGCAAGAACGUCAGGCCGUUGAUCGUGUUGCUCUUGUCUAAGUCUCUCGCAGCGAUCCCAAUAGAACAGCGCAACAGAAUAAAGAUUGACACCUAUGAUGUCACCAACCAGCCCCAUUACAACGGAACGCCUACGGAGACAGUAGUAGCUGGUAACUCUGUAGACGACUCCAUUUCGCCAUUGGCAAUUUUGCACGGAAUCAAUCCAAGAGUUAUCUUGGAUCCGUUAUCGAAGCCUAUGGACAAGUUGCCUGAGUUCGAUGCAAUGAACGGAAUAUUGCCCAAGCAACGGCGUUUGGCUGAAAUCGUUGAGAUGAUCCAUACAGCAUCGCUCUUGCACGACGAUGUUAUCGACUUGUCGGACUCCAGACGUGGAAGACCCAGCGGAAACAUCGCAUUCACUAAUAAGAUGGCUGUGUUGGCUGGCGACUUCUUGUUGGGCAGAGCGUCUGUAGCUAUUGCCCGUUUGAGAAACCCUGAGGUCAUUGAGCUCUUGUCGACUACCAUUGCGAACUUAGUCGAAGGAGAGUUCAUGCAGUUGAAAAACACUGUGAUGAGCAACGAUUCUCAAAGUAUCGUAAAUGAUGGAGAGAAAAAAGUCAUACCAGAGCCAACGGGAAAAGUGCCCACCAAACAGCACGAAUACUCAGUAUCGACUCCAGCCGAAGUAGACCACAUCACUAACGUCGAUGCUGCAUUCGAAUACUACUUGCAUAAGACAUACUUGAAGACAGCUUCGUUAAUGUCGAAGCUGUCGCGUGCUGCUGCCGUUUUAAGCGGAGCCCACGACGACAUCAUUGAGAACUGUUACGAGUUCGGUCGUAACUUGGGUUUGUGUUUCCAGAUCGUGGACGACAUGCUAGACUACACUGCUAGUGAUGCAACUUUCGGAAAGCCAAGUCAGGCUGACUUGAAGUUAGGGUUGGCUACGGCUCCCAUCCUCUUUGCCUGGAAGGAACAGCCCGAGUUGGGAGAGUUGAUUGCCAGAAAGUUUAGCGAGCCUGGAGAUGUCGAAAUCGCCAGAAAUGCCGUCAAAAAGUACCUGGGCUUGGAAAAGACUAGAGAAAUGGCUCACGAAUAUUGCUACAAAGCGUUGCAGAACUUGCGUGUUUUGCCAGAAUCAGAUGCCAGGAGCGCUUUGGAGUUCUUGACCAACUCGGUGCUAACUAGAAACAAGUGAACCACUGGCGAUUCAUAGAGCUAUACUUCUACAUCUAUUCUAAAUAACC